Ectocarpus siliculosus is the source of this 1654-nucleotide messenger RNA. Lineage: Eukaryota; Phaeophyceae; Ectocarpales; Ectocarpaceae. The record is from the annotation of a GenBank genome assembly.
GACAGAGAAGCUCCGCAAGGGGGCCGACCAACCAGCCUAGGACAUGCGUUUCGCGUCUUUCCCGAAAGCCACCGCUCUUCUCCUAGCAGCAACGCUGCCUUCCGCACCGAUGGCGGAGGCAGGCCACGCGGGAGAGGCCGGGAUGGAAAAGGCAAAGGAGGCCAGCAGCAGAGGGCUUGCCGAGGAGGGAGUGACGGAGGAGGUCAUGGUGGGCGAACUGCCGAGGUCACACCCACACGAGAAGGAAAAGAAGCAGCGCAAGCCGCGGAUGGCGACAAUGGGAGUGCAGCAAACAUGGAAAGAAUGCGUCGGCAUGGAUGUGGAGGAGGCGGUGGAGAUGAUCAAGGCCGCACGACCGGACCUGAGGAAAAUCACCAAGGUCCCGGAGGGCGCCAUGGUGACGAUGGACAUGCGCACGGACCGCGUGAGGAUCUACUACGACAAGGAGAACAUCGUCACGCGCCCACCACGCGUAGGCUAACGCCGCACAGCUCAACGUGCAGCGUAUAGCCUGCAACCAAAACCAAAGGAAGCUAGACCUACUACCCACGCUACACGCUACGCGCGCUCGCGGGACGGAAAGGUACUACCGAGCUGGGCAUCACGCCAUCUGCCGGCUCAAUUCGGACCAUUCUUCGCAGAGAUGAUGAUGGCGUCAUGUUGAUAGUGUUGUGCUUGGGACGACCGCGCCCGUUUUGUUCUAUACCGUCUAUCGUUGGGGCGGGGGUUUGAGAGCAGUUCAGCGGUCUGUUUUUGUUUUCCAUUUUUCUCCUCACCUAGCUAGAUGAUGGAUGGUUUUUGUUGGUGUGUGUUUUGCUCCUUGUUCCCCAUAUAUAUGGCACACGGCUCUCCUGACGGUUGAAAUGCGCAUCUCUUCUACCCACGUACGCUGGCGUACAGUGUACAGCAGCGCGAUCCACAUGACGGCAGGUGGCGUGAGAUAAAGGUUGGGCCUUUCGAUUUGGAUAAGUUUGCCGUACACACCUCAUGGCGUUGUCUGAGCGCGUCGGUUCGCGAGCCCCCAUCAUCGUGACCAGUGGCUUCGCUCUGGAGGCUAGCGCAAGGCGGGAAGAUUUCGCUGGGGUUCAGCUUUUGGCCGCUACGUUUGAACCCGGUUCUCGCAGCAUGUGUAGUAAGUUUCGAGCGCGCGUGCAAAUCUGUGUGUGUGUGUUGGCGCGCAGCCCGCGUUUUUCAUCUUGCUGUGUGAAGUCGUCGUAGGUAUGCAUAUGUAGACUAUUAAAUAGCCAUUUCCGACAUGACGAAAUAUGACGUGUAGCAUCGACGGGGCGGAAGUCUAAGUCUCGUACAAUAAUAGGAGUUUAGUGCGGAACAGAUAGAGGGCGCUACGGCCCAAAGGGUUUUAUGUUUGUGUGGGCUGCAUGCGGGAGUCUCUCUAGUGGUACACGUGACGACGUAGUGAAGUAGAUGGUUGAUAUUGUUGUUUGUGUAGUCGGCGCUGGAGACAUGGCGGUUUGGGUGUGAAGCGUACAGUAGAUGUUGGCGCUCUCGCACGCAUGUAUGCAUAUGGAGAAGAUACGUUGUUGUACGGCUGCAUGCUGCGAAGAUAUGUUGUUUAUGGCUGCGCUAAUGUAUCGUCGUGCCGUUUCACUUGUGGUAAGAGAGAGCGGUAAUGCAGCAAUGUGUUUCUUCUGUC